Molecule: messenger RNA, 2267 nt
Organism: Sycon ciliatum
Lineage: Eukaryota; Metazoa; Porifera; Calcarea; Leucosolenida; Sycettidae
Product: L-threonine ammonia-lyase-like
Exons: 2
Coding region: 784-1869 (361 amino acids)
Biological process (GO): L-serine catabolic process; L-threonine catabolic process
Molecular function (GO): threonine deaminase activity; L-serine ammonia-lyase activity
Source: RefSeq, a predicted model, not a curated record
GAAGUCUUACUUCAACAGUUCAAGGCUCAGUUUCUCUUCACUGAGUAUCACCGCGCCGCGUACUGUAGUAGAACCGGCUCAGUUUAGGCUUUUUUGUCGUCUUAUUCAAAAUUUUGUUUUGUGUGAAGCUAGCAGCCUAGCCUGUAAUCGCCGGGGUACCAGGCUGUAACACAAAAUUACAGAAUCCGGUCGCUUGGGGAAUCAAUCAGUAUCAAGCCUUCGCAGAGUCUGGCUGCACUGUGAUUGCCAUUUGAAUUUCUGAACUCCAAGAGGACAAUUUCAACUUUGAAGAGCCUGCAAGUGUGCAACAGCCAGCUCGGUAGGUCGUCUGUACACAUGGUACAGGCCGGCUGUAGUCGUAAAAGGAUUGAUCUAUCCAAGUGUUGCACUUGGACAUAGUCAGUGCGCGUGAGGCACAGCAGUAGCUGCUGUUCAAACGAUUGGCAUCCGCCGUGAUAGAGUCCGCCCUAGCCUAGCUCGCGCGCGUGUCUACUGUUACUGUGACUGAGCUGAGUAGGCUGGCUACUCCUGAAUACCACUGAAUAGGCUGAGGUUCAUUCAGUCAGGUGCAGUUGUUUGGUACAAUAAUAUCACGUUCUCUCUGCUACGGUGUUAUUUUUCCGAUUGAACAGGUUCAUUGUACUCUCUGUAGGCGUAGUCUACACGUAUCAAGACGCGGAGAGAGUGAGCCCAAGACUCAAGUCAAGAGACUGGCUGACGUACAAGCUUGGUCAUAGCACUUCGCAGCGUGUGUUGGGUGCGCACAGACUCAGUGACACCACCAUGUCGACUCUCCUUCCUCCGGCCGGGGCAGCACCGAUCGUGACUUUGCCCAGCACGGAGACGGUGCAUGAGGCUCGCAAGCGCAUCGCACCACACGUAUUGAGGACGCCUCUUGUGGAGUUGCUAGGCCCCACCGACGAAACCGCACUGGGCAAUAGUCAUGCGGAGGAGGAUGGCAACGGGGACGCGAGUGCGCCACUGAAGAUUUAUCUGAAGUUGGAGAACUUGCAACACACGGGUUGCUUCAAGGCUAGAGGAGCAUUCAACGCCCUGCUGUCUUGUGAUGCUGAGACCUGCAGAAACCAUGGAGUCAUCACGUCCAGUGCUGGGAAUUUUGGCCAGGGAUUGGCGUGGUGCGCACGCAACCUCGGCUACUCCUGUACAGUCGUGGUGCCCAAUUCCGCACCAGAAACCAAGGUGACGGCUUUGAAGAGGUACGGUGCAGAUGUUGUCCCUGUCUCCUACCAGGAGUGGUGGCGCACAAUGGAAACACGUUCAGUGAAGGGAAUUCAGCACAAGCACUUUGUGCACCCGUGCGCCGAUAGCGCGGUGAUUGCUGGCAACGGCACGAUUGCUCUGGAGAUCCUGGAGGACUUGCCCGACGUGGACGCCGUGGUUGUGCCGUACGGCGGCGGUGGGAUGUGUGCGGGCGUGGGUGCCGUCAUGAAGGAGAUGCGACCGCAGUGCAAGGUCUUUCCCGUCGAGGUGGAGACUUCGGCGCCUCUGCGUGCCGCCUGCGCUGCCGGCAAGCCCACACAGUGCCAGCACACGCCGACAUUCGUCGACGGGAUCGGCGGCAAGUCCGUCCUGCCCGAGAUGUGGCCGCUCGUCACGCAGGUGAUGGAGCAACCGCUUGCCGUGUCCUUGGAAGAAACUGCUACUGCCAUACGUAGCAUGGUUCGAGUCAAUCACACGGUCGCCGAGGGAGCAGGCGCUGCACCGCUGGCAGCUGCCGUCAAGGGUCUAGCAGGGCGUGGGAAAAUUGUGGCCGUCGUGUCCGGUGGGAAUAUCGAUCUUGACACUCUGGCCGCCGUUCUUCAAGGUGAAAUCCCAACGCCGGGCGGCCGGCCAACCGGACAGGAAUGAGCACUGUGUGCACCAUCGGCCAUGAUCUGGUUCAAGUUGGAGCUGUGCUAUGGAGCCACAGUUUCGGUGUUCUGGUUGGCAUUGUGUUCUUUGCACCAUGCAAGUACUCAGGGUAUGGCUAUAUUUGAUUUGCUAAAACAUUUAUAUGUAUAGCAAGUUAUUGCUCAAGUAGCAACUACAUGCGGGAAGUUGAGUGUAGGAUCUGUCAAAAUCUUCACUAAGUUAUUGAUAUCACGAGGGACAUAUCCCAUGCUUACCAGGGUGUAUCUUCAUCUGCUUGAAAGUUUACUCUAUCAAUUUCUCUUCAAUUAUAUAUUCUUGCAUUGUACUUCGCUUGAUGACCUGAAUACCUAUACUAAUGACUGGUAUUGAGUUGAAGAAAGUUAUUCUUUGUUCCA